AUGGCGGCGCUAGCUACAAUACCUCAAAAGUGGCCGCCGGCGCUUGGUCCGCCCCAAAUCGAAGUGAGACGGCGGCCCAUCUGCACCGCGUCAAUGGCCGGCGCCGAACCUGAUGUCAGGAAAGAAGAUAUAGUUAUCGUCGGCGCCGGAGUUGCUGGCUUAGCUACUGCGGUGGCUCUGCAAAGGGUUGGAAUCGGGUCGUUGGUGCUGGAGCAAGCCGAGUCUCUGAGGACUGGGGGAACUUCUCUUACCUUCUUCAAGAAUGGAUGGAAAGUUUUGGAUGCUAUUGGGGUAGGGAGCCAGCUGAGGAGCCAAUUCCUCGAAAUUCAAGGGAUUGUGGUGAGAUCAGCAAGUGGAAGAGAGUUGCGGUCCUUCAAUUUCCAAGACGAGGAUCCAAGUCAAGAAGUUCGUGCUGUAGAAAGGAGAAUUCUGUUAGAGACACUUUCUUCCCAGCUUCCCCCGAAUGCAAUUUCGUUCUCCUCCAAGCUGAAAAAGGUCGAAACAAGUGAAAAUGGUGAAACCAUUCUUAGACUUGAGGACGAAUCCCAGAUAUCAUCUAAGAUUGUUAUUGCUUGUGACGGGAUAAGAUCUCCAGUGGCCAAAUGGAUGGGCUUUCCUGAUGCAAGAUAUGUCGGGCACUGUGCGUUACGUGGGCUGGGCUAUUACUCUAAUGGGCAACCAUUCGAGCCCAGAGUAACUUACAUCUAUGGAAGAGGGGUGCGUGCAGCGUACGUGCCGGUUUCCCGUACGAAGGUGUACUGGUUUGUCUGCUUCAACUGCCCAUCUCCAGGUCCAAAGAUAACAGACCCAACCAUUUUGAGGCAAGAAACUGAAACACUGGUUAAAGAUUGGCCCAGAGAGCUUUUGGACAUCAUCCGGUCCUCGCCGGACGACACGAUUAUAAGAACCCCUCUUGUCGACAGGUGGCUUUGGCCGGGAAUAAGCCCUCCAUCUUCAAAAGGAAAGGUCGUCCUAGUUGGCGAUGCUUGGCAUCCUAUGACACCAAAUCUCGGGCAAGGUGCUUGUUGUGCUCUAGAAGAUGCUGUGGUCCUAACUGGAUUACUUGCCGAGGCUGUGAAAACCGGAACCUUCACGGUAGAAGAUGCAUUUAGGUCAUAUGGAGAACAAAGGUGGCCACGGAUAUUUCCAUUAACGGCACGCGCGAAUCUCGUUGGUGCUUUAUUGCAGCUCGAAAAUUCGGUAGUGUGUUCUUUGAGAGACAAUGUGCUCGUACCUAAGCUAGUUAAGCUUGGGUCCAUGCUAGAACAUACAAAUUUCGAUUUCGAGCCUCUCCAAUUUGAUAAGACAAAUUGA
Molecule: messenger RNA, 1314 nt
Organism: Striga hermonthica
Lineage: Eukaryota; Viridiplantae; Streptophyta; Magnoliopsida; Lamiales; Orobanchaceae
Source: the annotation of a GenBank genome assembly